GAGCGCUGCUUCAUUUGUCUUGGCCAGCUAGAGCCUUUCUCAUUACUAGAAACCAUAAAGGCUUGCCACCCUGGACGUCUGAUGAUGUUUGACAGCUCGCAAUAUCCUUAUAACUGUUUUAACUAUGAUGGAGAAGGAUACCCCUCAUGUGCCACUGAUGAAGAGAAGAAAGUGUGUCGACCAGCUUACAGUUACAUUGCACUAAUAGCGAUGGUUAUACAGCAGAGCCCCGAGAACAAAGUUACCCUAUCAGGAAUCUACGAGUUCAUCAUGAGGAGAUUUCCUUAUUACAGAUCCAACCAGAGGGCUUGGCAAAACUCAAUUCGUCAUAACCUCUCUCUAAACAGCUGCUUUAUAAAGGUGCCUCGUACAGAAGGUAACGAGAAAGGAAAAGGUAAUUACUGGACAUUCGCCACAGGCUGCGAGUCCAUGCUGGACCUCUUUGAAAAUGGCAACUUUCGUCGCCGCCGCCGCAGACGCAACUUAAAAAUGGGCCUGAAGGAGCCAGCCGAACCCUUCAUUUCCAUGGACACUCAUCAGGGCAUUGCAGUAAGACCCGUGGAUUCAGAUUCUUUCUGCCCUGUGAACACUAGUCACAGACCGGCCCAAAACAACCCGCCUCUCAGCAAACCUGAGCCUGAGAUCAAAUUCAGCAUUGACUACAUCCUCUCCACGCCGGACCCUCUGCCCGGGUUCAGAGCCCCUAACAGUGGAGCUGGAGCUGUGAUCCAUCAUCUGGAGCCGCAACAUCUCAGUCUACACUUCUGGACCAUCUAACCAAAACCAUAGACUGAAACAGUCAAAAAAAAAAAACUUUAAGGCUUCUAUAGAGCGCAGACAGGCUUUCCCAUAAUGCAAAUCAGCUUGUCAAGUAGGCACAUGCAGUUUGUUGUGUGCAUAUAGUGACUUAAAACAUAAUAAUACUGAAUGAUAUUGCUAAUAAUAUAAAUAGGAAAAAUGCUCUUUUUGAAAAGAUCCACAUAUGGUCAUGAAUCUUUGAAGGCAUACCCUAGUCCAAAAAGUAAUACAUUUAUUUCAUACUUAGAAUAGUUCAAAUCUCUUAACAUAUUUACUGAUAUGUCGCUCACAGCUUACUGAUAUAAAACUUAUAAUUUCACUUUAUUUGGAGUACUACUUGUGCACAAUGCAGAUUUCUUAAUAUUAAGCCUAAAAUGUGUUUUAAUGUCACUGUUGAUAAGGACUGUAUACAGAUACUGUCUUUAAAUGCAAGAUAUUUAAAGUGUACCUGAAGUAUUGUAAUAGUCCCCCACUUUAUCACAAUCAAAUAUAUACCUCAGUAUAUCUUUAGUUGGACUUUAGUUGCACGAUUAAAGUGCAUUAAGUACAAAAUUAGUUGUUCCAAAUUUAUCAGACUUUAAGUAUACCAGUAUACCAAAAGU
This is a messenger RNA of Carassius gibelio (silver crucian carp), 1400 nucleotides long. It is a transcript of the gene foxl3, whose product is annotated as forkhead box L3. The record is from RefSeq and is a predicted model, not a curated record. Gene Ontology annotation, biological process: regulation of transcription by RNA polymerase II; anatomical structure morphogenesis; cell differentiation. NCBI's taxonomy places the organism in Eukaryota, Metazoa, Chordata, Actinopteri, Cypriniformes, Cyprinidae. Bases 82 to 777 code for a protein of 231 amino acids. Gene Ontology annotation, molecular function: DNA-binding transcription factor activity, RNA polymerase II-specific; RNA polymerase II cis-regulatory region sequence-specific DNA binding. The transcript is spliced from 3 exons.